Molecule: messenger RNA, 6473 nt
Organism: Apis mellifera (honey bee)
Lineage: Eukaryota; Metazoa; Arthropoda; Insecta; Hymenoptera; Apidae
Gene: hlk
Exons: 28
Coding region: 75-5387 (1770 amino acids)
Source: RefSeq, a predicted model, not a curated record
GUGGCCGUCGUCGUCGGUUUCUUGCGGCGCUGUCCGAAAAAUCAAAAAUAGCCGAUGUGCCAGUCAGUGCGGCGAUGUCGACGGCGAACGACGUUUCGACGGUACGGUUCGGCCGGUGGUGGUGGUGCUGGCGGAGACGAAGGAGGAGUACUACCUGCGGGCCAACAACGAUGGGAGGAUACGCGAAGACGAUCGUCCUUCUCGGUGUGGUCGCUGUGUUAUGCGCCCUCCUGGCCACCGUGGACGCCGCCGCGAAGGCAAAAUCUGACGAGCCAUCCCGGCCCAAGGGAGGCCACAAGGAGGCCGAGCCUGUCAUCGAGGAAGUUAACGCGAAGCAACUCGAGCGGCUCCUCAACGAGAAGGACUUUGUUGCCGUGUACUGGUAUGCGAGAAGUUGCACGACAUGCGACAAAGUGUUGGCCGAGCUGGAGAAGAUUGACGACGACACGGAUCAUUUCGGUGUCGAUUUCGUCAAGAUCAACGAUAAACGACUGGCCAAGCAAUAUGGCAUCAAGAAUUUUCCAGCCCUCACAUACUUCCGCGAGAAGGAACCGAUCAUUUACGAAGGUGACUUGAUGGAUGAAGAAAACGUGUUAGAUUUUUUGACAAGUCUAGAAGCGAUGGAUUUACCUGAUCGUAUCGAGGAAGUUAAUUCAAAGAUCUUGGAGAAGAUCGUCGAGGAGACAGAGUUCGUGGCAGUCCUUUUCUGUCCGGAUACGCAACGGUGUGCUGGCGUCGGUUCUAACAAACCUGACUGCAAAAAGUGUCUCAAGGCUCUUCAAGAAUUGGAAAAUAUCGACGACGAGGCCGAUCAAUUGGGGAUCGGUUUCGUGAAGAUCGCGGAUGAACAACUCGCAGACGAGUAUAAUCUAGGUCCUCUUCCGGUUCUGGUUUACUACAGGCACCAAAUUCCUAUAAUUUAUGAGCACGAGCUUAGCAGAGAGGAAGACGUGCUGGAAUGGCUGGUAGCGAACAAGAGCACAGGAGAUGAAGAGGAUGUGAUCGAAGACGUGACUGCGAAGACUUUGCAAACUCUGAUCGGAAAUAUCGACAACCUAGUCGUUUUAUUUUACGACCAUGGUGACGAGGAUUCGAUGCAGGUGUUGAACGAGUUGGAAAAGAUCGAUGACGAUUGCGACAGGCACGGGAUUCAAUUCGUGAAAAUUGACGACGAGAAGGCAGCCAAGGAUUUCGGGAUCAAUUCACUUCCGGCGAUCGUGUAUUUCGAAAAACAAAUCCCGAAUCUUUACGAUGGAGACGUGGAGAACGAGGAUGAGAUCUUAGAGUGGCUGCUGUCGCAAUUGGAGAAGGACGAGAUUGAGGACGUCACCGACGAAAUGUUGGAUCGUCUGAUCAAAGAUGGGAAAACCCUUGCCGUACUAUUUUACGACAACAACGACCGGAAAUGCCAAAAGAUUCUCAAUGAACUGGAGAACAUUGACGACGAAUGCGAUCAGAUAGGGGUGACCUUCGUGAAGAUCGACAAUGCUGAGGAAGCGAAGGAGUACGGUAUCGAGAAAAUUCCCAGCAUGAUCUAUUUCGAGAAGGGAAUACCCACGAUAUACGAGGGAAAUUUGGAGGACGAGGAAAAAGUUUUAAAGUGGUUGGAACAGCAACAGAAGAGCGAUCACAUCGAGGAUAUCACCGACGAGAUGCUCGAUAUGGUCAUCGACAAGAUGCCUCACGUAGCCGUCCUCUUUUAUGAUAAGGAUCAGAAGAAGAGCCAGAAGAUCCUUGGUGAAUUGGAGAACAUCGAUGAUGACUGCGAUCAACAUAACAUAGCGUUCGUGAAGAUUUCCGACCUCAAUGAAGCCAAGGAAUACGGCAUCGAGUCUCUGCCGACGCUGGUAUUCUUCGAAAAAAAGAUUCCACACAUAUACGAAGGCGAUCUGAUGAACGAGGAUCAACUGCUCGGAUGGCUACUGCAUCAGAAGAAGCACACAGAGAUACCUGAAGUGACGGACGAGAUGAUGGACAAGCUGAUUGAGACUUCGCCGUACUUGGCAGUCCUGUUUUACGACAAGGACGACAAGCAGGACAUACGCAUCCUGAACGAGUUGGAAAACAUUGACGACGAGCUGGAGAAGGAAGGUAUCGUGAUCAUCCGUAUGGACAACGACGCCGAGGCGAAGGAAUACGGUAUCGAUCACCUUCCGACUCUGGUUUACUUCGAGAACAAGAUCCCGGCCAUCUACGAGGGCGAUCUGUUGAACGAGGACGAGGUUCUCGAAUGGCUGAUCGAGCAAAAGAACACUGCCACCAUCGAGGAAGUCACGGAUGAGAUACUGGUCGAUCUGAUCGAGGAACAUGAAUACGUCGUCGCAUUCUUCAGUGGAGAUUGUGAGGACGGUGACGAGUGUGAUAAAAUUCUCAAAGAGUUGGAGAAUAUCGACGACGAGCUGGACGAAACUGGCAUCAUCUUCGUCACCACAGAGGACAUGGGUUUCGCGAAGAAACAAGGAAUUAAGACCUUCCCCACUUUGGCUUUCUUUAGGAACAAAGAACCUUUGAUCUUCAAGGGAGAUAUCGAGGAUGAAGACGAGGUUCUCUCGUGGAUCACCGAUGAAGAUACACUCGAGAUCCCUGGAAAGAUCGAAGAAGUGAAUGCCAAGAUGCUAGAGAACAUUCUUGAGGAGAACGAUUAUAUCGUUAUCUUCUUCUAUAAGGAAGGCGACAAGAAGAGCCAAAAGAUCUUGCAAGAGCUCGAGAAUAUCGAUGACGAGUGCGAAGAGAAAGAUAUCGAUUUCGUAAAAAUUUCGGACGAAGGAAUCGAAAAGGAAUACGAUCUUCCUGGUCUACCGGCAUUGGCGUUUUACAGACACAAAUUCCGUCAGGUUUACAACGGUGAUAUGAUGCACGAAGAAGCGAUUUUGGAUUGGAUAUUGGACCUUCGAACUCAAACCCCGGACGUGAUCGAAAACGUUGACCGGAAGACGCUGCAGGUAUUGAUCAAUGACGUCGAGCAUCUUGCUGUAUUCUUUUACGAUGAUAAAUGCGAAACGUGCCCGGAAAUUCUCGAAGAUCUAGAGACCAUCGACGACGAUACCGACAAACACGGUAUCCAAUUCGUUAAGUCAAACGACGCGAAAUUAGCCGCUGAAAUCGGCGUUUUCGCAUUUCCGGCGCUCGUUUAUUACGAGACUGGCGUGCCCAUCAUGUACGACGGUAAUCUGCUAGACGAGAGCGAAGUGCUCGAUUGGAUGGUGAAGCAGAAGACGGACGAAAGUAUUGAAGAGAUCGAUCGUGACACCCUGAACAAAUAUAUCGAGACAAAAGAAUUCCUGGCUGUCGUUUUCUACAAAGAGGAAGAUCCAGAAAGUCCUAGAGUACUUAGGCACAUCGAAUUGAUCGACGACGAGGCAGCUGAAUACGGCAUAAAGAUCGUCAGGAUGAAGGAUCGAUUAAUGGCGAAGAAGUAUGGGUUCCGGAAUCCACCCGGUAUCACGUACUUCCGCAAAGGGAAGAAUAUUAAUUAUGACGGAGAUAUAGACGACGAAGAGGAAAUCCUCGAUUGGCUGACCAAUCCUGAGAACAUGGAGCUGACCGAUCACAUCGAACGGAUCAAUAAGAAGAUGUUUCACAAAAUACGGCAGACCACUGAUUAUUUGGCGGUGUUCUUUUACAGCAACGACUGCAAACAGUGUAGCAGGGUAUUGACAGAGAUCGAGCACAUCGAUGACGAGGCGGAUAGCGUGGGAAUAAAGUUCGUCAAAAUCGAUGAUAAGCAACUCUCCAAACAAUAUGGCGUCUUCGCAUUGCCCGCGAUAUUGUUCUUUAAAAUGUCCUCGAAGGAACCAGUCAUUUACGCAGGCGAUUUGUACGAUGAGGAUCAGAUAUUGCAAUGGUUAUUAACGCAAAAAGAUCCAUCCGGAGAGGUAAUCGAAGAUUUGGAGGGAGAAGAAUUGUUGCAUUUGAUAAGAGAAUCGGAAUCAUUAGCAGUGUACUUCUGGAACAGAACGCUUUGUGACUUGUGUCAGGCAAAAUAUCAGCGGAAGCAGACCCGCCACAAGGAGCGAAGGAUCGUCGAACACGAUGCAGCCGAGGAACUCGAUGAUGCCGAAGAUUGCGAUCAGUGCAUGGGUAUUCUCGAAGAAUUGGAGAAUAUUGACGAUGAUUGCGACAGACAUGGUAUUACAUUCAUAAAGACACAAGAUUUUAAAGUGGCAGAAGAUUAUGGGGUCACGGAUUUUCCUGUACUGGUUUAUUUUGAGAAUCAAAUACCAAAUGUGUUCGAAGGAGAUUUAAAAGUGGAAGAAGAGGUUCUACAAUGGUUAAUUACUCAGAAAACGGAGGAUCGAAUAGAAUUAAUUACCAGAAUGAUGUUAGAAACGUCUGUUGAAGAGACUCAAUAUCUCGCCGUGUAUUUUUAUAAACUGAACUGCCAUAUAUGCGACGAGAUUUUGGAAGGAUUAGAGAAAAUCGAUGACGAAUGCGACGUGUUCGGUAUUCAUCUGGUAAAAAUUCAGGAUCCUCAGCUAGCUAAGCGAUAUUCCAUUAAAACUUUCCCUGCCCUGGUGUACUUCAGAAACGGCAAUCCUCUUUUAUUCGAAGGUGAUUUGCAAAAUGAGGAAUCAGUUCUCGAAUGGUUGAUCGAUGAUGAUAAUCGAGAACUGGCUGAUGAAAUUGAAUCUGUGAAUGAGAGGAUGUUGAAAAGACUUCUCGAAGAAUCUCCAUUCUUAGCUGUAUUUUUUUACGAUGAAGACUGUCCCGAAUGUGACGAAAUUAUGGAAGCUUUGGAGAAAAUCGAUGGGGAAGCAGAUUUAUUUGGUAUUGAUUUCGUGAAAGUUCUCAGCACAGAAGCUGCAGAGAAAUUUGGGAUUCUUAACGUUCCAUCACUUGUUUAUUUUCGUAAAAAGACACCUCUGAUUUACGACGGCGAUCUAACUCAAGAAGACAAAAUUCUCCAAUGGUUGACUUCUCAAGACGUUUUCGAAAUUAAAAACGAAAUCGAAGAAGUUAAUAAAAAAAUGUUGGAUAAAUUGUUAGACGAGAAUGAAUUUCUUGCUGUAUUUUUCUAUGAACACAAUAAUAAAGAAAGCGAAGAAGUGAAUGAGAAAUUGGAGAAUAUCGAUGGAGAAACGGAUAAUUUGGAUAUCACGUUCGUAAAAAUGGCAGACACAAGAUACGCCAGGAAAUGGGGUGUCACCAAGCUUCCUGCCAUCGUCUAUUUCCGCAAAAGAUUCCCCAGUAUCUAUCGAGGUGAUUUACACAAAGAACAAGAUGUACUAGAGUGGUUACGCAAGAAUAGAUAUCGUCAACCAGAAUUGAACAUCUAUAUGUAUAUGCUAAUCGCGAUCACCGUCCUAUUCGCCAUGUACACCGGUUUCUUAUUGUCGUGUUUCCGUUCAGAACCAGCGGCGCCUGCGUCGCACCCUAAGCAAGCGUGAUAGAAAAAGAAAAGAACGAGAGAGAGAGAAAGAGAGAGAAAGAGAGAGAAAGAAAGAACGAAAGAAUGUAGAUUUAUGGAUUGUUGCUGCGCGAAUGUGCAUUGUUGUUAUUGUUGAUCCGACUUGCUUUAUGUAAGAUUAAAUGGCAGCCGUUCGUCCGGAACGAACGACUCGUACCAAGGCUCGACGAUUCUAGAGGAUGACGAUGAAACCUGUCUAUGUAUUUUUUUUCUUUUGUUUAGAAGAAACAAUUAAAAAAAAAACAUAUAUAUAUAUUAUUUGCGUAAUAGGUUCAAGUUAUCCGUGAAUUCGGUGAGCGCGUGGUAUGUUUGUUUAACGUGGACCAAAUCCAUCGAUUUUCUAUAGGAGAUUUAGACCUCUGUCAAAUUGAAGAAGACGCGAAUGUGUUGCGAGCAUAUACGGAGCGAUAUUUUCGCGGGAGUUUAUUCAACAUUAUUCCAAAUAAAUUACCAUUAUUAGCGUAUAAGCUAAAAAAUAUUUGUAAUUAUAUACGUUUGCCAUAUUGUCUCUUGUUCGUAAUUUAAAACAUCGUGCGACGGUAUUAUAUUUUUAUUGUAUUGCUUUAUAACGAUAGAGAUAUAUUGUAUCGUAUUCCAUUCACUUUGUAUUAACUUUUGCUGAUUCGAUGAUUUUUGCUGCGUUUUUAGAGUGAAUAAAACUGAUCGACAAAUGUGUACAUUGUUAUUUGUUGUUUUCGUGGAAUGUUACUAGCAAUCAAUCGACAAACAAUUUGUGAUUUACUUUUUUUUUUAUUUUCUUCUUUUUUUCUUUUUUUCUUAGGUGUUUUUGUAACUUUAAUCGACUUUAAUCGACGGUUAGUAUUGACAGUGGUCUUGUUCUUUGACUCGAGUAAUUAUCUUUGGUCCACGUAUAAUUAAAUAUUCAUAAGAUCAUUGAUAAUCUGCGUAUUUUCUCGGAUCCUCUGAUAAAUCAUCACCAACAUUUGUUGAAUGAAACGAGAUGAUGAUAUACGCGAAAUGAGUGAAUAUAAUCUAUCGAUAUUCAUAUUUUCAAAAAAAAGGCAAAUAAUGAUAAUAUGAUUAUGAGGAAUAAAGAGCAAAAUCC